AUGAGUUCUUACAAUACAUUCAGUCAGUCUUCUAGUUAUUUAGAUCUUCUCAAUAGUCAAGGAGAGUCACUUAACGAAGACAACUCUCCUUACGAAAUACCUCAAUGGAACUCUCAACAAUCCCCGGAUGUACCUCUUUCUCAAGAGGCACCUGUCAGGAAGGAUAGGAAGAAGUGGAAUCCGGCUGACGAUGAAAUUUUGAUCAGUGCGUGGUUGAAUACUUCGCAGGACCCGAUUAUUGCUAAUCAACAGAAGGGAGGAAGCUUUUGGCAAAGGAUUCAAAAAUACUAUACAAAGUCUCCUCAUGCUAUAGCCAACGGUGAACAGGGGCUGAACAUAAACUGUAAACAGAGGUGGUUCAAGAUCAAUGAGUUCACUAACAAGUUCUGUGGGGCUUAUGCAGCUGUAGAGAGACUAAACAGUAGUGGACACUCUGAGAACGAUGUGCUGAAGGUGGCUCACGAGAUAUACUUCUCUGACUAUAAGACGAAGUUUACAAUGGAGCAUUGCUGGUGUUUGUUAAGGUUUGAGCAGAAAUUCCUUAACCAAAACGCGAUUAACACCCCCUCACCUUCAGUCAGAACAAAGAGGAAACCAGUUGGUGCAGCUGAUCAAUCCGAGGCAACCCACACUGAACAAGACUCUGAGAUAAGGCCUCAAGGUAUCAAGGCUGCGAAGGCUGACAGGAAGAACUCUCAGGGAAAGGCUCUUGCUGAGUACACGAGCAUGUGGGAAGUCAAGAGGGUGGAUAUGGCUGAAAAGGAGAAGCUACAGAAGCUUGGCAUACUAGACACACUUCUUGCCAAACCGGAGCCACUUAGUGGAGCUGAUCAACUUAUAAAGGAUAAGAUAGUGGUUAAGUAUCUGAUGGGCCAUGACUACAGCUACUCUCAGCCUGAUUCCUCAGAGGAGUAUGACAGAUAUUCGCAGGACACUGAGCAGAGGGAAAUAGAAGCUUUGAUUCGGAUGGAUGAGGCUGAGAGUAACUUACUCAAUACUCAGGCGACUCAACCCUCCCCAACCUGA
This is a messenger RNA of Camelina sativa (false flax), 1026 nucleotides long. The record is from RefSeq and is a predicted model, not a curated record. NCBI's taxonomy places the organism in Eukaryota, Viridiplantae, Streptophyta, Magnoliopsida, Brassicales, Brassicaceae.